Messenger RNA from Papilio polytes (common Mormon), 1492 nucleotides. RefSeq names its product pyridoxal kinase (gene Pdxk). Gene Ontology annotation, cellular component: cytosol. Lineage: Eukaryota; Metazoa; Arthropoda; Insecta; Lepidoptera; Papilionidae. Gene Ontology annotation, molecular function: pyridoxal kinase activity. Bases 322 to 1218 code for a protein of 298 amino acids. Gene Ontology annotation, biological process: pyridoxal 5'-phosphate salvage. The transcript is spliced from 5 exons. The record is from RefSeq and is a predicted model, not a curated record.
UCAGUUGUCAAUGUUGUUCGUUUUGUGGAAGAUGUGAUCUCAGUGAUUUGUUGUCUUAAUUCUUUAAAGUAAUUAAUUUUUAAUAAAUCUUAAGUUGUUUCUUUAGUAAAACUAUAGUAUAGACAUAUUAUAGCACCCAAUUAUAAGAAAUUGAUUUGACCACAAUACGUAAUAUCAUUUUCCUUGAUAUUUGAAUCCUGAUUAGUAAUUAAAUUGUACAAACACCUACUCUUAUGAGUCUCGUUAUCGGUGUUGUUAGGUUAACUUUAGCUAAUUAAGUUGACUUGUUUUUGUCCAAUAAGAAUAGUCAUAAAACUCGCCAUGCUCUCCGACUCCACCCCAAGGGUGCUUUCAAUUCAGAGCCAUGUUGUGCAUGGUUAUGUUGGAAACAAAAGUGCUGCAUUUCCAUUGCAAGUUUUGGGAUUUGAAGUUGACUCAAUAAAUACAGUUCAGUUUUCAACCCACACUGCUUAUAAACACAUCAAAGGGAAUGUAUUGAAGAAUGAAGAGAUGGAAGAACUAGUGCAAGGUCUAAUGUUGAAUGAAGUUGACUACUACACACAUUUCUUAACUGGCUAUUCAAGAUCUCCGGACUCUUUAAAACAAAUAGCAGGAAUAAUUAAAAAACUAAGAGAGAAAAAUCCUAAUCUUAUUUAUGUAUGUGAUCCGGUGAUGGGAGACAAUGGGAAGAUGUAUGUGCCAGAAGACAUUCUCCCAGUAUACAGAGAUGUGGUGGUACCACUAGCUGAUAUCAUAACGCCGAAUCAAUUCGAGGCUGAACUGAUAACUGGCAUGAAGGUCAAUGACCUGAAUGACGCUUUGAAAGUGAUACGUGCCCUUCACGACAAGGGCAUUAAGACUGUCGUGUUAUCGAGUACGGAAUUAGGAGAUGAGAACAAUAUGAUCGGUAUUGCAAGUACUCAAGGUUCAUGCUACAAGAUCGAGAUACCCCGCGUUGACGCGACCUACACGGGCACGGGGGAUCUGUUCGCGGCGCUGUUCCUGGCCUGGGCGCACAGGACACAUAACGACAUCAAACUGACACUGGAGAAGACCAUCGCCACGCUGCAGGCUAUCGUCAAAGAUACAUACGACAAGGCGAGAGAGAAACAACCAACAGGCAAAAUACCACCAGCGCUUAUAGAACUGCGACUUAUACAGAACAAGGCGGUUAUUGAAGACCCAGUUAUCACUAUGACGGCUGUACAGAUUGCCUAAAUGUUGUUUUUAUUUCAUUGUUAAUUGCAAAUUUAGUGCAAUGUAAUUUUACAUUAUUAUUGAACAUAAGCAUAAUAUAUUUCGUUUUGACGACUAGCUUUGGGCAUUAUAAUGCUUAAGCAUUAGGAGAAAUUGUACCUUGUAAACAAGCGUAAAUAUAAAAUUUAUUAAAAAUAAUUAUUUAUUGCUUAAUUUUUUGACUUGUGGCUAUCCUGUUGUGGUAUUAGUUACAUGUUUUUUAUGUUCUAGUAAUUAGUGACUUAAAUAUAUAAAA